Molecule: messenger RNA, 1730 nt
Organism: Phlebotomus argentipes
Lineage: Eukaryota; Metazoa; Arthropoda; Insecta; Diptera; Psychodidae
Product: cytochrome P450 4g1-like
Exons: 5
Coding region: 1-1680 (559 amino acids)
Molecular function (GO): oxidoreductase activity, acting on paired donors, with incorporation or reduction of molecular oxygen; heme binding; iron ion binding
Source: RefSeq, a predicted model, not a curated record
AUGGGGGUGGAAGAGACGAUCAUUCAGCAUCCAUGGAUUUACUCUCUGGGACUCAUGACAGUUCCCAUCUUGAUUGGAUCCCUUGUAGCCCUAGCUUACUACUUCUACGAGAGGAAUACAAGGAUUUUCCAGCUGGGAUCGAAGAUUCCAGGACCGCCGCCAAUUCCGUUCUUCGGCAACGCUCACAUUGCCAUAGGAUUUCAGAAUGAAGAAAUCUUCAAGUUGGCCACAAGACUCGCCGAUGUGUAUGGAAAUGGAGAUAUCGCGAGAGUAUUCUUCGGCAACAAACUCGUCGUUGUGCUCAUGCAUCCUGACGACAUUGAGAUCAUCCUCAACAGCAACGUUCAUCUUCAGAAGUCUGAUGAGUAUCGCUUCUUCAAGCCGUGGCUCGGCGACGGACUCUUGAUCAGUUCGGGCGAGAAGUGGCGAAGUCAUCGCAAGAUCAUUGCUCCGGCCUUCCAUCAGAACGUGCUGAAGACGUUCGUCAAUGUCUUCAACAGCAACAGCAGGGCUGUUGUGGACAGAAUGACCAAGGAACGGGGUAAGGUGUUCGACGUCCACGAGUAUAUGAGCGAAGUCACGGUUGACAUCCUCCUGGAGACGGCAAUGGGAACUGCCAGGUCAUCUCAGGACCACGAUGGGUUCGAAUAUGCCAUGGCGGUCAUGAAGAUGUGCGACAUUAUUCACCAAAGGCACUACAAGAUCGACUUGCGAUACGAUCCGAUCUUCUAUUUCACCAAAACCAAGCAAGAUCAGGAAAAGUACUUGGGAACAAUUCAUGGUCUGACGACCAGAGUGUUCCAGGACAAGAAGAAGAACUUCCAGAAAAAUGCCGAAGAAGGAAAUCUACCGAAACCAUCCUUGGAGGAGAUCAUCAACAACCCGAAGACUGCAGAAGCUGUUGUCGCUUCGUCGCCAAAGAAGGGCUUGAGAGACGAUCUGGAUGAGCAGGAUGAAAAUGACGUGGGCGAGAAGAGAAGAUUGGCUUUUCUGGAUCUCAUGAUCGAGACCGCUUACUCAGGAUCCCACAUUUCGGACUCUGAAAUCAAGGAAGAAGUCGACACGAUCAUGUUCGAAGGUCACGACACAACAGCUGCUGGAUCCAGUUUCUGCCUGUGUUUGUUGGCCAUUCACAAGGAUAUCCAGGAGAAGGUUUAUCAGGAGCAGAAGGCAAUUUUCGGAGACUCUAAUCGUUUCGCCACCUUUGCCGACACAGUUGAGAUGAAGUAUUUGGAGAGAGUGAUUCUGGAGUCCCUGCGACUCUAUCCGCCAGUCCCUAUCAUUGCCAGGCAGGUCAAUGAGGACGUGAAGAUCGUCACUGGAGGUCAUGUGAUCCCCAAAGGCGCCACAGUCGUCAUUGGUACUUUUCUGGUCCAUCGACGAAAGGACGUGUACAAAAAUCCACUUGUCUUCGAUCCAGACAAUUUCCUGCCCGAACGAACCCAAAACCGCCACUAUUACAGCUUCAUCCCCUUCUCAGCCGGACCCAGAAGCUGUGUUGGCCGAAAGUUCGCCAUGCUCAAGCUGAAGGUGCUUCUCUCAACCAUUGUUCGGAAUUUCCACCUCAAAUCCAAUCUCACGGAGGAAGACUUCCAGCUCCAGGGCGACAUCAUUCUCAAGAGAGCCGACGGCUUCAGGCUGGAGAUCGAGCCGCGGCAGAACGCAGCGUCCGCCAAGUGAUUCACUGUGAACGAUUUUAUUGCAAUAUCUCUGUAAAAUAAUCAUUAUAA